CAGUGGGCGUGGCGGCUCCGGGUGCGUGUGCCCUGUGCAGUGAGUGCGGUGUGAGAGCUGUAGCGGGCGGACCGGGCUGGCAGUGCCUGGCUGGCUGCGUCACACGAAAAUGCACUCGGAUGCUGUCAAUUUUCAGCUGAACUCCCAUCUAUCAACACUGGCAAACAUUCACAAGAUAUAUCACACACUCAACAGGCUGAACCUGACAGAAGACGUGGGUCAAGACGAGCACCAGACAGGAAACCUGCGUUCGUGCAGUUCAUCUGACUGCUUUAAUAAAACAAUGCCACCAAGGAAAAAGAGGAGACCUGCUUCAAGUGAUGAUCUGUUAGCUAAGAAAAGUCGACAUGAUGGAAUGUAUAAGAAAUACGACUCUUCCAGAAUAAAAGCAGAGGAUGAAGCUUUUUCAAGCAAGCGAUGCUUAGAAUGGUUCUAUGAAUAUGCAGGGACAGAUGACAUUGUAGGCCCUGAAGGAAUGGAGAAGUUUUGUGAAGAUAUUGGUGUUGAACCAGAAAAUGUUGUAAUGCUUGUUCUGGCUUGGAAACUAGAUGCACAGAAUAUGGGUUACUUUACUUUACAGGAAUGGUUAAAAGGAAUGACAUCCCUUCAAUGUGAUGCAACGGAGAAACUACGUAAUACCUUGGACUACUUGAGAUCGUUAUUAAAUGAGCCAACUAAUUUUAAACUUAUUUAUAGAUAUGCCUUUGAUUUUGCACGGGAAAAGGAUCAGAGAAGUCUAGAUAUGAAUACAGCAAAGUGCAUGUUGGGUCUCUUACUAGGGAAAACUUGGCCAUUGUUUCCAGUGUUUCAUCAAUUUCUAGAGCAAUCAAAAUACAAAGUGAUUAAUAAGGAUCAAUGGUGCAAUGUACUAGAAUUCAGUCGAACAAUAAACCUUGACCUCAGCAAUUAUGACGAGGAUGGUGCUUGGCCUGUAUUACUGGAUGAAUUUGUUGAGUGGUAUAAAGAAAAACAGAUGGCAUAAAGCAUUUGCUAUGCAUAGCAGCUGAAGAGUCAUUGUUAACACAUUUCUGUCAACCAUUAGCCAUGAACCGCUGUUUGUAUCAAAGCGCAUGUUGCUUUUUUGCACAGUUAUCCUACUGCUGUAAUUCCUGGGUGUUAGCUGUUUGACAGGCCAUGCUUUUAUGUGUAGCAUUGUUCUCUUUAAAGGCUGCUUUGCAUUUUGUAUUUACACUACAGAUUGGUAAAGUUGCCAAUGUCUUCACUGUGAUAUUGUGUAUAUUUCUGCCCAUUAUUAUAUAUUUUUUUUGUAUAUGCCUGUACAUAAAUGCUUCUCUUAGAGAUAUUUUCUUCUGAAAUGUAUUGUAAAAAAAAAAAUGACAUCCCAGCAAAUUUCUAGUCCCUUAUAUUCCUUUUCAAGGAACCAAAUGGAAACACUUGAUCUUGUUACAAAUAUAUCUGUUGUCCGUUUUAACAUCUCUUUUAAGUCCAGAUUUGUGAUUUUCAAAACACCUAUUCACAAGUAAAUGCAUUAACAUUGUUCUUGUUCAAUAAGUUUUGUUUUUUUUGUGUUGGUAGUAAAACAUUGGGACAUGGUUUAUACUAUAAAGUUAUGUUGGCAUUGGCCUGCAGUGGCUCAGGAUCCUUGUACAGUUUAAAAUAUUUUAUUUUGUCUUUUUUGUGUUUUUUUUCUUCUUGGUCCUUGUAUUAGAACUCUGUUAUGAAGGUUUAAAGCAGAUGUUUUGAAUGCUGCAUCAUUUACUGGAACGUUUUAUUUUAUAUAGAGCAGUGUCACUUUAUGAAUAGACUUUGUUAAUACUUGUCAUGCACCGGUCUUUUUACUAUUAUUAUCUUCAUUAUUAUCACUAGAAUUUUUAAUUGGUUUAAUGAAACUUUCCAAGUUCCAUUACAGCGUUUUGUAGCAACAAAUGUUUUAGGAAGAAUACAAAGAAUUCUCUUGAUUUCAGAUAUGCUCUAGGAUGGAUGAACAGUGAAACAAUUACAAUGUUAUACAUUGAAACAAAUUACAAACACGUGGUUUAAACAUCAGUAGUUAUUGAUUACUGAUACAGAGAAGGAGAUUGUUUAAAGGUUUUCAAAUUGGUGUCAUGCUUUUACACAAUCUCUGUUUAGAAAGCUGCUUGACCUUUGCCCCAAGUGCAUCUUGGGACAUAGAGGAUUUGUAGAACUUGAGAGAGCAUGCUGAUUAGGUAUUUAAGGAGCUGUCAAGAGAAGUGAAACACCAUACAAAACAACAGUCAAAAGUAUAAUCAUUAGUCAGGGUAGAUCAUUUAAAAUAUUGAUGAGUUAUACAGAAGAGUAGCACAUUUGCAAAGAUGGGUUUGUGGCAAGGAUGGAUGGACAUACUACAUUUUCAAAAUGUAAUAACUGCCAUAAAUGUUAUUCAAUAGGACAGUCUUUAAGAGACACUGCUAAGAUCAGCAGGAAUAGGAAAUAAAGUGCCAAUACUAGCA
Pelobates fuscus (common spadefoot toad) is the source of this 2432-nucleotide messenger RNA. RefSeq names its product defective in cullin neddylation 1 domain containing 4 (gene DCUN1D4). Gene Ontology annotation, biological process: protein neddylation. Gene Ontology annotation, molecular function: cullin family protein binding; ubiquitin-like protein binding; ubiquitin conjugating enzyme binding. Gene Ontology annotation, cellular component: ubiquitin ligase complex. The coding region runs from base 110 to 982 and encodes 290 amino acids. The record is from RefSeq and is a predicted model, not a curated record. Lineage: Eukaryota; Metazoa; Chordata; Amphibia; Anura; Pelobatidae. The transcript has 11 exons.